This is a messenger RNA of Vespula vulgaris, 4556 nucleotides long. RefSeq names its product potassium voltage-gated channel protein Shaw-like. Gene Ontology annotation, cellular component: voltage-gated potassium channel complex; axon; neuronal cell body membrane. The record is from RefSeq and is a predicted model, not a curated record. Gene Ontology annotation, molecular function: delayed rectifier potassium channel activity; protein binding. Gene Ontology annotation, biological process: protein homooligomerization; potassium ion transmembrane transport. Lineage: Eukaryota; Metazoa; Arthropoda; Insecta; Hymenoptera; Vespidae. The transcript is spliced from 6 exons. Bases 1716 to 3389 code for a protein of 557 amino acids.
UUCUUUGAACAACUGUCUCUCCCUCUCUCUCUCUCCCUCUCUCUCUCUCUCGAAGAAGAAGAAGAAGAAGAAGAAAAAGAAGAAGAAGAAAAAAUAUAUAUAACGUUGAAAUAGUUUUCUUGAUGAAAAAAAAGAAAGAAGUAAUAUAGAGAAUGGUGUGAAUGAUUUGGCGAACGCGUGGUUGUUCGUACAAAUAAACACGCUUGAAUUUAUAGAACUGCUAACCACGUCCGCGAGACGUAGUUUAUUCCUUCCGACGGAACUAUACCUUUGGACCAAAAAGUCUCAGUGUAAGUUCUAGAAGCACAUAGUGAACAAGCUUAACGAUUACCAAAGUGAUGGUGUAAUUUUAAUUAUUAAUUAUCAAGAAACGAAUCGAUUUAUACGUUUUAUAUCAAUCUUUACGUUUGAAAUAUUUUAUCUACCUAUUUUUAUUAUCUCAUUCUCACCGAAGACGUUAAUUUAACAUAGUAGCAUGUAAUAAUAGCGUGAGUUAUGACUACGGGAUGUAGAUACGUAAAGUUAUUCUCAGUUUCGUGCGAGUCGGUAUCGCCGCAAAAACUUUCGGCGUUUCAAUUUGCUUAAGUCUUAACUACCCGUGGGUGACUGACAAUGAGAACACACCUUUCGUUUUCUCUUUCAACUUCUAACUUAAUUCGUUUCAUUUCGUAUUAUAACGAUAACGUGUUCAAGAGUUUACGUCGUUUCUAUACUCGUUCCAGUGUCCAGUGUUAUAAUCAUACCGUCGAUCAUGUAAUUAAACUCGCUCUCCUCAUUAACAUGCACCGUCGCUUUGGUUAAUAAUGUGAUUAAGUAAAAUCGUUUAUACGAGAAAGGGAGUCUACGAAAGGGGUAUAGGAAAUAAAAGAAAAGAAAAGAGAAAGGCAAAAGAAAAACAGGGAUUUGGAUUAAGCACAUCGUGAUCGACAUCAAGAGAUUUUCGAAAGUGCUAUUUUCGCAUUAGUGAAAUAACGUCAGAAAAAUAGCUCACUACUAAUCUACGUACGUUACUACUGUCGUUUAUCGUCUUAAGAUCCUCGAAAAAGAACGAUCGUGACGUAAAGUUGCUAUCGAAUGGACCAAGUGGACGAUUAAAGAAGCAACCUGUGGCUGUAUCUCGUUGUAGAGCUUUAUCUGUGUUAGGAUUCGAGUAGGGAAUCGGUGCUUUUCAUUGUGCACGUGUCGACGAACGUGCUUCUAACGUAAUUCAGGUGUAUCGUGCGGUCUAUUGCGAGCGUUCGAUAAAUAGGUUGUAAUCGUAUCAUUUAAUGAUCGAAUCAAAACAAGAGAGAGAGAGAGAGAGAGAGAGAGAGAGAGAGAGGAAGAGAGGAAGGAGGGCAGAGAUCAUUAAUGAGAAGCAAAGCGGCAAUUACGCACGUUUCAAGAGCCAUUUUGCAUUAUCGAUAAAUCACUCGACGAUUCGCAGCCAUUUGAAAUCGUUCGAUUAUAAAUCUCCUAUUUGAAAGAGAGAAACGAAUGUCGGAGGUAGAUAAAAAAUUUGGAAGACUAAAAAUAUCAAUCGUAGGGACGCAAAGCGACGCGUAAAAUAUUCGUAGAAAUUCAAGAACGGUAGAGAAUCGCUGGAAGAAAAAAGCUCGGUCAUCCCUCAUCUUGACGCAAAAAUGUUUUUCUUGCCUUACUGGCUCGCUUUCGCAUAACUUUCUUUAUCAUCGUGAAUUGCGUGCCAUGCGAUCGAAGAAAAUCCAAGUGGGAGGAUGAGGAAAGUGGAUGAUGAAAGAUGGAACGACCGGGUGAUACUUAACGUCGGUGGAAUACGUCACGAGACGUAUAAAGCAACCUUGAAGAAAAUACCAGCGACGAGAUUGUCACGACUCACCGAAGCAUCGGUAAAUUACGAUCCGAUAUUGAACGAAUAUUUCUACGACAGGCAUCCCGGUGUCUUCGCACAGGUUCUCAAUUACUAUCGUACAGGCAAGCUGCACUAUCCCACGGACGUUUGCGGUCCUCUUUUUGAAGAAGAGCUUGAUUUCUGGGGUCUUGAUUCGAAUCAGGUUGAACCUUGCUGUUGGAGUACUUACAGUAUUCACAGAGACACUCAAGCAACGUUGGCCAUAUUGGACAAAUUAGACAUCGAAGGCGAAAAGCUUAGCGACGAGGAGAUUUCUCGGCUUUUUGGUUACGAGGAGGAAUAUAAUCGUGGAACGUUGACAAAGUGGCAGCGAUUACGUCCGAGAAUCUGGGCUCUCUUCGACGAGCCUUAUUCGUCGAGGUCGGCAAAGUGCAUCGCCUGCAUUUCGAUCUUCUUCAUCUGUCUCUCGGUUCUCUGCUUUUGCUUGAAGAGCCAUUCUAGUAAUCUACCACAAAUUAGAACGGAUGAUUCUUCUUCUAACUAUUCUGUAAAAUUCACUCAGCAUUACGAGAAUGAAAUCGGUCGACCGCAUCGAACGUUUUAUUACAUCGAACACGCUUGUAACGCUUGGUUCACAUUCGAAAUAACACUUCGAUGCUUGGUCAGUCCAAGCCUAAAGCGAUUCGCUGUGUCGCCGGUGAACGCGAUCGAUUUAGCGGCGACGUUCAGCUUCUAUACGGAAUUCUUGACAGAGUCUAGCCUGUAUCUGGAGGUCCUCUCGAUAGCACGAGUACUUCGACUCUUUAAAUUGACCAGACAUUCACCCGGCUUGAGAAUCCUCAUACAUACUUUCAAAGCAUCCGCGAAAGAGCUCGCAUUGUUGGUUUUCUUCCUCGCUUUGGGCAUAGUUCUCUUCGCUAGUCUCAUUUUUUACGCCGAACGACUUCAAGAAAAUCCUAACAACGACUUUGACAGUAUACCACGAGGACUUUGGUGGGCUCUAGUCACCAUGACGACCGUCGGUUACGGCGACAUGACGCCAAAAACCUUUCCAGGGAUGUUCAUAGGCGGACUAUGUGCCUUGACCGGUGUUCUUGCUAUCGCACUUCCGGUUCCUGUCAUCGUCAGCAACUUCUCUAUGUUCUACUCCCACACUCAGGCACGUAGCAAAUUGCCAAAGCAGAGACGAAGAGUACUCCCAGCAGAAUUUCCAAGACGUGGAAGAUCGUCGAUGCAUCAAAAUCGUUCCGAUUCUCAGGGACAUUUGUUCUUGAACGCUUCACCUUACAGAUCGCUGACACCUCUCAUGACUCGACAACCUAUGACUAGAUUGCACAGCGUCCUACAACUCCAGCCGAAUAUCGUGAUAAAUCUAGCGGAAAUCGAACAUCGUGCGCGCACCACUUCGCCCAGUCAAGAAUCCGAAGGAACGAGCGUAUCUGACUGCCGAGAUAGCGAUCUACCUCGAGACGAUAAGACGGAGCAGCAACGUGUCGCCGAAAUCGUUCAUCCAGAAGAGGAAACGAAUCAUCGAAAAGAGAGACAACGUUCUCAAAACAUUCUCCAUUGUAUUUUAUGAUAAAAAUAUUUUGUUUCUUAAGUAUCCUUAUAUAUUAUUGUAACAAAAGAGAAAGAAAAGAAGAAAAAAAGAAGUUGCAACGAUCAACGAGAAAAACUUUUAAGCGACAAAGAAAGAAAAUGAAAGAAAAGUCAAUGAGAAUGAACAAAAAGAAAAGUGCGUCGAUCGUGCAACGAUCAUGUUUCAUCGUAAAGUAGAUCGACCGAUUCGAGGCCAUUAAGAGAGACCAGUAGCGUAUCAACGAUAAUGCCCUGGAAAACGUGGAAAACCGUGGAACUCUUUGACGCAAGAGCUUUCACGGCGCAAGCGUAAGCCAUCGACCGCUAGAACGGUUUAUUCAGGCUCUGUGGGAUCCCCCCACUUUUCUCUACUCAGCAUAGCACGCACAGACGUUGAUACAUUUACAUGCAUAAAGAGAAAGAAAGAAAGAGAUAGAUAGAUAGAUUGGUAGAGAGAGAGAGAAAGAGAGAGAAACGUAUGAUGAUAUGCACCCUCGGGACAUACCUUUGAAUCGUUCUUGACGCGACAAGGUAAAUAAGUAAACGUCUCUGUGUACGCAAGUGUAGCUUCGAGAUUCCCCUACCUUCUUCUCUCUCCCCCUCUCUCAAUCUUUAUAUUUUUGUUUUUUUAUGUUGUCUACACUUCAUUGUAAUAUUGUAAUAUUCUUUAUCUCAAGGAAUAUCUCUCGCUUUCUCUCGAAAAAAAUAUAAUUCUAUUCAGAUAGUAUCUUCCUCUUCAGACACUUCUCUCCUGAACUGUCAAGCUAACGAGAUUGAUUAGGUUGUUACAAGUACUCUGGAAUGUCGAGAGAAGAGAAGAGAUACGCUGAUAAAAGAACAAAAGAGUCCGCGUGUCCGCUUGUUUCUGCGGGAAAACGCGACUGCUAGAGCGCAAUAUGCGCGCGCAUGCACUUUAUCUUUUUCUCUCUCGUUAAGAGAGAGAAUGAAGAAGGAUUGGGAUGUUAGAUAUGCAUGCAAGAAGAUAGAAUACGAAUUUUCUCGUAAUAUAUAUGUUGUAUUAAUAUUUGAAAAUAAAUUUCUUUCUUUGUUUCUUGAAACUCGAUUGUAUCAUAUGAUUAUAUGAAAAUAUUUAUUUCUCCAAGUUUUCCAAUGAUGAAGCUGUCAAAAAAUAAAAAAUAAAAAAUAAAAAAUAAAAAACAAAAAAGAA